UUUUCCAUACAUAUAAAUGAUUUACAAACAUAAAUAACAGUAAUCUAAAAUUGACAGCAGCUUGGAAAAACGUUCAAGCAGAUAAGAACUUCACGUUCUCCUUUGGUAUUCCAGUGGAUGACUAUGAAUCCUACUAGAAUGUACUCACUAGUUCUGGGACUUCUAGUUGGCUGCACGUCAAUUCUCUCUGAGCCAAUACAAUACUCCGGACCAUAUACAGGACCUGAUUCCUACCCCGUAACACAACCAGGAUCUAUACAAUCGCCGGGACUAAAUCCAGCUCAGGCAGGACCCAGUCCCUCCCCCGGACCACAGCCGGGAGCCGCUCCUUCAGCCGGGCAACAGCCAGAACCCUACCCUUCCGCCGGACCACAACCAGGACAUAACCCCUCCGCCGGACCAGAAGCAGGACGCAAUCCUUCAGCUGGACCACAACCGGGAGCUCCAUCUUCUUUAGGAACACCUAUAACCUCCUCCGGACCACAGCCGAGACCUUCUGCCUACCCCUCAAAUCAGCCAAGACGUGCUCCCUCCACUGGUCCACAACCACAACCUCACUUCUCUGCCAGACAACAGCCGGGACCUAACCCGUCAGCGCAACCACAACCGGUGUCUUACCCUUACUCCAGACCGCAGCCAGGGCCUAACCAACCACCGGCAACACAGGCGGGACCUUCGCCCUUACCUGGACCACAGAAGGGACCUUACCCUUAUUCUAAUCCACUGCCUGGAACUGAUUCAUACUCCAUAGCACAAUCAGGCCCUUUCUCAUAUCCCGGAUCACAGCCACAACCUUUCCCUUUCCCUGUAUCUCAGCCAGUAACUGCCGCCUACCCUGGGCCGGAACCUCUGUAUCGCGGGCCACAGCCGAAAGCUUCCCCUUACCCGGGACCACAGCCAGAACCUUUCCCAUUUUCUGCAUCUCAGCCAGUAUCUUAUUCCAACACUGGACCGGACCCGGGACAACCUCUGUUCCACGGAUUACAGCCGGGACCUUGCCCUUAUUCUGCUUUACAACCAUACGCCGAUCCAAUUCUAGUUCCCUAUCAAGGUAGCGCCUUGACAGGUCCCUCUGCUGUAGCCCAGCCGAACCACUCUCCGGUAGGCCCUAACCCUGGAUGUCCUGAAUGUGGAUACAAUUAUUACAAUAAUAACCCAUGUCCAGAAUGCGGAGGAUACGUUGGAAGCGGAUAUGGAGGGAACGGGUGCGGUGGAUGUAAUGACUACGGAUAUGGAUCUGGAGGAAGCGGAUGCAGUAGUUCCAGAUGUAGCUGCGGAGCAUACAGUGGAAACGAAUGUGGAGGGGACGGAUACGGAGGUUCCGGAUGUGGAGGUUCCGGAUGUGGAGGUUCCGGAUGUGGAGGUUCCGGAUGUGGAGGUUCCGGGUGUGGAGGUUCCGGAUGUGGAGGUUCCGGAUGUGGAGGUUCCGGUUGUGGAGGCGAAAGUUGUUGUUAAUGACAAUUCACACAUAACUUGUUGAAUGCCUUUAAUUGUAACUAAUUGUAUGUGAAUACAUCAAUGUAAUUACAACAAACCAAAAAAUAUUA
Messenger RNA from Homalodisca vitripennis (glassy-winged sharpshooter), 1547 nucleotides. Its product is annotated as tetra-peptide repeat homeobox protein 1-like. The transcript is spliced from 2 exons. NCBI's taxonomy places the organism in Eukaryota, Metazoa, Arthropoda, Insecta, Hemiptera, Cicadellidae. Bases 118 to 1455 code for a protein of 445 amino acids. The record is from RefSeq and is a predicted model, not a curated record.